ACACGAGCUGAAAGGAAGAAAAAACAAGCUGCUUCUACCCUACGAUCGAUUCGUUCGGUCCUGCAGCGGUGUACUCAUCAUUGAAGGGCUUUGCUGUGCGACUGGGGAUGUCACCGACUGCUGACUGGAUCGUCGAGCUUUCUUCACGGAUCGAUGCGAGCCGCUGUUCGGACUGUUGAUACUGGGAGUUCCUGCCUUCUUGCUCAUCGGCGUCGUCGUCCCAUUCGCGGUGCCUUGUUCGUAGAUUUUCGGAUUGAUCGUCACACUCUUCGUGGCGUCAUUCGUCUUGUAAAUCCCCACCAGUCGAUCCGCGAGCUCGAACAUGUUGUUGCGCAAGGAGAUGAUGAUGAACUGUGCGUUGCGCGUGCGCUGCUUGAUGUAGUUGCCCACAAUCGACACGUUCUUGAAGUCCAAGGCAGCAUCAAUCUCGUCCAUCACGUACAGCGGCGUGGGCUUGUAGUGAUGCAGUGCGAACACCAGAGCUAGCGACGCGAGGGUCUUCUCACCGCCAGAGAGAUUCGAGAUGUUCUUCCAGCUCUUCUUCGACGGCCUCACACUGAACACCACGCCCUCCGAGAACGGAUCCAAUGAGUCCACCAGCUCCAGCUCAGCGUCUCCGCCCAGUGUGAUCAUCUGGUACAUCUCCUUCAACUUGAGUGUAAUGGUGCGGAACCCCGUCAUAAACUCCUCCAGUCGCUUGCGACGCAGCUCGUCGUACUCGUGGCGCUUAGCAUCACGCA
Phytophthora nicotianae INRA-310 is the source of this 740-nucleotide messenger RNA. RefSeq lists its product as hypothetical. Lineage: Eukaryota; Oomycota; Peronosporomycetes; Peronosporales; Peronosporaceae. The record is from RefSeq and is a predicted model, not a curated record. The coding region runs from base 154 to 486 and encodes 110 amino acids. The transcript has a single exon.